AUGCCUUCCAGCGCACAGCCAAGCAAGAGGGACAGCGGGUUCUUCACGCUCUUCCGGCGGCCGUUUGAGAGGAAGAAGCGCACCUCCCAUACUGAGGACCAGGAUGGAAAUGCUAUUCAAUCCAGGCCUCAGGAAUCACUGGCCACUACCCGGCAUGCGGGCCAUGAUGUCAGGACAACGCCAAAUCCCGAGGUGGUCCCAGCUGCUCUGCAGGAAGUCUAUGAGGCGGCAUCGGGGCAUCGUAUCGACCACGCGAACGGCGAGGUGCAUCCGCCAAAUCGCCCGUUCUCCGAGCAGGAGCUCAAGAAUAUCUUUUCGGGUGCACCGCAUUUUAUCCUGGAAAAAGGUGUCAAUUCGACUUGGUAUCCACAUGUGCUGUUCCCAUGGGACGAGAAUGUUUCUGUCCAAAACCUGAGGGAUAGAAAACCAUUCCACCAUCCGUCACAUACCUUAUCGACGCUCCACGCCCAUCUUCCAGUUUGCCAGGGUGGGGUUACGUCCAACGACAAUUCGCAUGGAACCGCAGUUCUGCCAACCUUUGACUUGGGUGUCUUUGAAGUUCCUAACAUGCUCUCAGCUCGAGCAAAAGAACCAGGUUGUAUUGGCUUCAGGACUUAUUUGGAACUUCCAAUAGCACAUGCUUCCAAAUAUACGGCUUUCACGCCUCCUGCGCCACGCCGGAGAUACAUAUUUCCCCAGGCCCUUCCCAGCCUGAAGAAUGGGCUGUACGCAUUCUGCCGGACGCAAAUCAGCCCUAAGCGAGCGGAGGUACUCCGGGGAGGGCCAACUGUAUGGCGGAGGUUAGGGGUUCGGCCGAUUCCGAUAAAAACAGUCGCCUUGCGACUGGAGCGGAUUGGUGAGCUCCGUCAAGAUGUAAUGUUUCGUUGUCAGCAAACAAACGUCAUGGACCAGGAGAAAGUCGCGGAAUUGAACGACCAACUGUUCUCUGACUUUUUGUAUCCCUUGCCAAAAGAUAUGGAAAACUCCGUACCAGCGAAGCCUGGGAGCCUGAAAUAUCAGAUCUGGGUGCUCCUUCAAGUUUUGCUUGUAAAGGGAGUAUGGAUAGAUUUCAGUCUCGUAGAGUGGAGAAUCCGUGCAGGCCAGCUGCUCUGGGCAGUCCCCCCGUACCAAGACGGAGAUCUUGCCGACAUUCCUAAAGAAGAGAAUGAGGACAUUGAACGGAGAUGGUUUCUUUUUCAGCUGCUUCUUACGGCAGAGCUUGUGUUAAGAUUUGAUGCCGCUCUGAAGCUCGGGUUCCUCGGAAGAUCAACACACUUCCUUAUCACUCCCCGUGAUAUUAACCAAUUGAAUGAGUUAAGAACACCCCAAAUCGAUUGGGGAAUUAUCUGCGCUCAUCGAGCGAUAGACCACCUCAGAUUUAAGCAUGAUGCGCCAAAGCUGGUGGUCGGGGAGCCACGGGACGAUGACGAACAUAAAGGCCCCCGUAUCCCACAAAGAUUCUUGCCCAAAAUGUACAAAGGCGGAAUUAGGCCGGAUUCAGCGUUGCGCUGUCGGGUUCUCCCCCGCGAGCCAACGGAACAGAUGGAAGGGCUACUUGUGUUCGCAAAGGCAUUGCAGUGGCCGCAGGUCGAGCUGCUGGAACAGAAUUUGAGGGCCAAACUCGCAGUGGCUCUCUCCGACGAGGAGGAAAUGAGCUGGUCGUUUGAUAACUCCGUAAGGACCACGUCGAUUUUGUUCGCGCCGAAGCCCUGCCAGCCCGAAGACAUGUAUAUAAAAAGCACAACAUCACGCUUUCUCCACCUGCAAGUGCCCCCGGACGGCGUGGACUACAACGCGCAUUACCUUGGGGGCUGGGCGGCGCGAUCGUGGUUGACGGGGUUUGUGGUGCCGGGCGAGUCAGCGUACCAUCUGCUGAUGGCGGCGCUUCUCGAGAACGACCCACUGGCGCUGAGGAGGCUGGGCCCUGUGGCAGACGUAUACGGGGGGUUUGUGUACGCAGGCAGAAGCUGGUGGAGUAAAUUCUCGAUCAUAGGGCGCGUUUUGAGCACAUUUUCGGCGCACGCGAUCAGCAUGGGCUGGCUCAGUAGUAAAGUGUUGCCCCGGGACGAUGAUGGCCUCGAGAUCCUGAACUGCUGGAUCCAAGUGGACGCGCGCGACGACCACGCGCCUCCGGGGGAGGCGCGGAUCCAGCAGGGCAGCAAAAUCCUGCUCGAGUCGUCUCCGCUGGGGGCAGAAGGCGAGCUCACACCGGGGGCGUUCUCGCUGCCGCUGGACACGCCGGGCAGCGAUUCGCAGGGCAUGAAGGUGGUCCUCAAACGGCUCACACUCUCCAGACGGCCGGGCGACGAGCCUGAGGAUGACAACAAGCCGCUGAAGCGGGCGGGCCUGCUGAGCUUCACGACGCAGAGCGGCCAGCUCUCACCACGGUUGGUGCACAUGCCGCUGACGUUCAACGUGCAGUUUAUCUCGUCGUACACCUGCCUGCCACCGCCGGGCUACGCGGCGCAGGCCGGCAGCACGCACGCUCUGGGGGCACGGUAUCGCGCGCACACGCCGCUGGAGCUGGGCGACGAGUACAACCGCGACGGCGACCUGGGCGAGACGGCGCUGCUGGCGCGCAAAGUGCAGCCAGGCGGGCCGCCGCGGCUGCCGGCGCACCCGCUGCACACGGCGUCGUACCCGUACAGCUUCAUCCCGGUGACAUGGCUAGCGAAGAUGGCGAUGCUGCACGAGAUGCGGCGACAGGCGACGUUCAUGGCGGCGCCCGAGGACUUCCUGGCGUUUGCGGACCCGCAGCGGCGGCGACGGUCGGCGGGCGUGGGCGCAGGCGCAGGCGCAGGCGCAGGUGCAGGGCGGGCAGAGACAUAUAUCGUGGACGCGCGCGGCAGCCUGGCCAAGGAGGCGUACGCGCGGGCAUGGUGCGCGACGAUGUCACCGGGCCUGAAUCCGCCCAGCACGCCAUCCUGGUGGUCUACGGUCUGUCUCUCUGGUCCACUCACUAGCUACCCGCUGCCGCGCGAGACUCGUCAGCUAACGUCAACCAUCGUCAAACGGCCACCAGACAUCUUUGGCUUCUUCCCCCAGACCCUCCAGGGCGCCGAUAUCGUCGCUCACGCCGACCCCGACCGAGAAUACCGCGUGUUCAUGCCGGAUUUCUUCGACGGUGCCCCCGCCGACAUCUCCUGGUAUCCGCCCCAGACCGACGACCAGAAGCAGAAGCUCGGCCACUUCUUCGAGACCAAGGCCCCGCCGCCCAACACCCUCGCGCGCAUCGCCGGUGUCGUCGCUGAGGCCAACGCGCUUGCCGCCGGCGGCUCAGGGUUCAAGGCAUGGGGCAUGAUGGGCUAUUGCUGGGGUGGCAAGAUCACCUCGCUGGCUGCCGCGAAAGACUCUCUCUUCAAGGCCGCCGUCCAGUGCCAUCCGGCCAUGGUCGACCCCAAGGACGCUGAGGACGUGACUAUUCCCAUGGCUCUCCUGGCAUCCAUGGAUGAGGACGCAGAGGUCAUUGACCAGUACAAGAAGAAUCUCAAGGUGCCCCACCACGUCCAGACGUGGUCGACGCAGAUUCAUGGGUGGAUGGCCGCACGGGGGGAUCUCGCUGACCCAGACGUGAAGAAAGAGUACGAAAACGGGUACAGGACAGUUCUGGCCUUUUUCCAUGACCAUAUGUAA
Messenger RNA from Ophidiomyces ophidiicola, 3633 nucleotides. RefSeq lists its product as uncharacterized. The record is from RefSeq and is a predicted model, not a curated record. Bases 1 to 3633 code for a protein of 1210 amino acids. The transcript has 3 exons. Lineage: Eukaryota; Fungi; Ascomycota; Eurotiomycetes; Onygenales; Onygenaceae. Gene Ontology annotation, molecular function: hydrolase activity.